AACUGCAGAGUACAAGAAAAACAAUGAAGAUGAAAUUAAAAUGUGAAAUCCUGGAAGAGGAAACAAUAGACAAUGGGGAUCGAGGAUCGAAAAGGUCCUCCAAAUGGGGUUUUGCUCCCAUCAUCACCCAACAACGUCCGCGUGUUUUGACGACACUCUAUUUUGACAACUCGCUUUCCAGAGAGAGAAACGAGAUAAAAUAAAACAGUAAUCCCAGAGUGAUCUUUCAUUUUCAGUAUGCGAAUGAUAAUAAUAACAAUAGUCAUCAACUACAUUAUGAGUUGCCCAGGGUUUUGUAAAUUGGAGAGGCUGAUCGUUGUUUCUGUUUUCGUUUGCUUCAUCAUCAACAUUUCUGCUAAUUUGGAAGGUGAUGCACUACACAAAUUAAAGACCAGUCUACAAGAUCCUAACAAUGUGCUACAGAGUUGGGAUUCUACUCUUGUAAACCCGUGUACAUGGUUUCAUGUUACAUGUAACAAUGCAAACAGUGUUAUUAGAGUUGAUCUUGGAAAUGCAGCAUUGUCUGGUCCACUUGUCCCCCUCGGGCAGCUGAAAAACUUGCAGUAUUUGGAGCUUUAUAGUAACAACAUAAGUGGACCAAUCCCUAGUGAUCUUGGGAAUCUAACAAAUCUGGUGAGCUUGGAUCUAUACAUGAACAGCUUCUCUGGUCCCAUACCGGAUACACUAGGAAAACUGACAAAGCUAAGAUUCUUAAGGCUCAACAACAACAGCCUCUCCGGUGUGAUCCCAUUGUCAUUGACUAAUAUUAAGACCCUUCAAGUUUUGGAUCUGUCAAAUAAUCAUUUAUCAGGACCAGUACCAGACAAUGGCUCGUUUUCCUUGUUCACUCCCAUAAGUUUUACUAAUAAUCUAAAUUUAUGUGGACCGGUCACUGGAAAACCGUGCCGUGGAUCUCCACCAUUUUCUCCGCCACCUCCCUUGAUUCCAACAUUUGCAGUACCUUCUCCAGGUGAAAAUGGUCCAACUGGAGCAAUUGCUGGAGGAGUAGCUGCUGGUGCUGCUCUACUCUUUGCAGCCCCUGCAUUGGCAUUUGCUUGGUGGAAAAGAAGAAAACCACAUGAACGCUUCUUUGAUGUACCAGCCGAGGAGAAUCCAGAAGUGCACCUAGGUCAACUGAAGAGGUAUUCCUUGCGAGAAUUACAAGUUGCGACAGAUGGAUUUAGCAACAAGAAUAUAUUGGGCAGAGGUGGAUUUGGUAAGGUAUACAAGGGGCGACUUAUUGAUGGAACACUGGUGGCGGUUAAAAGGCUAAAAGAAGAACGAACACCUGGGGGAGAGUUGCAGUUUCAAACUGAAGUAGAAAUGAUCAGUAUGGCUGUGCAUAGAAAUCUUCUGCGGCUUCGUGGUUUUUGCAUCACACCAACUGAGCGGCUACUUAUCUACCCAUACAUGGCUAAUGGAAGUGUUGCAUCAUGUUUAAGAGACCGUCUACCAUCAGAAUCACCUCUUGAUUGGCCAACUAGAAAGAGGAUUGCAUUGGGAUCUGCGAGGGCACUUUCUUAUUUGCAUGAUAAUUGUGAUCCCAAGAUAAUCCAUCGUGAUGUUAAAGCAGCAAACAUAUUAUUGGAUGAAGAGUUUGAGCCUGUUGUUGGUGACUUUGGGUUGGCUAAGAUUAUGGAUUACAAAGAUACCCAUGUUACAACUGCUGUGAGGGGCACCAUUGGGCACAUAGCUCCAGAGUAUCUUUCCACAGGAAAGUCGUCAGAGAAGACUGAUGUCUUUGGCUAUGGGAUUAUGCUGUUAGAGCUAAUUACUAGACAGAGCGCAUUUGAUCUUGCUCGGCUUGCAAACGACGAUGAUGUUAUGUUGUUGGAUUGGGUCAAAAGCCUUCUAACAGAGAAGAAGUUGGAGAUGCUGGUUGAUCCUGACCUGCAGAACAGUUACAUUGAAUCUGAGGUAGAGCAGCUCAUUCAAGUUGCAUUACUCUGUACCCAAGGCUUCCCUAUGGACCGUCCUAAUAUGUCAGAGGUAGUCAAAAUGCUUGAAGGUGACGGCCUUGCAGAAAAGUGGGAGGAGUGGCAAAAGGUGGAAGUCGCCAAUCAAGAGAUUGAAUUAGCUCCUCAUCGAAUCUCUGAAUGGAUCCCUGACUCGACAGAUAAACUACAUGAGGUUGAAUUGUCUGGUCCAAGAUAAGCUGUAGUUGAAAAUUUUGAAUGAUAAAGUUGUACUAAAGUUCUGUCCAAGCAGCCAGUGUCGAUGCUGCAACGAUCACAACUUUGUAGGCACCCUGCCAGUUUUUAAUAUCCUCAAUUAUACAGUAGGUUAAGUUCUACAAUUGACAGAAGAGCAAGCUUUGAGCCCUUUCUAGUGACUUGGCAAAAUGGUAUAGCAAAAAAAAUUGAAGGCUUGCGAGUGGAAUAAGCUCGUACUUCA
Daucus carota subsp. sativus is the source of this 2394-nucleotide messenger RNA. RefSeq names its product somatic embryogenesis receptor kinase 2. Lineage: Eukaryota; Viridiplantae; Streptophyta; Magnoliopsida; Apiales; Apiaceae. The transcript has 11 exons. Gene Ontology annotation, molecular function: protein kinase activity; ATP binding; protein binding. Gene Ontology annotation, biological process: protein phosphorylation. The record is from RefSeq and is a predicted model, not a curated record. Bases 238 to 2154 code for a protein of 638 amino acids.